UACAGACAGAGGGAGAGGGACAAAGUGGACAGCUCCCUCUUCUGCUCCACCUUUGCUGCGAUAAAUCAAAGGGGCUGGAGCCGCUGGACAAUGCGCUCGGACAUGGGGCUCGGAAAGGCGAAGCUGCUCCUGUGGGCCAGGAUGUUCGUGCUCUGGGGCAUGCCUAACCUUCCUCUCAGUGUGGUAUCUGGGGAAAUUCUGGGGUCUUCCCCUCCGAGACUUCUUGGAAGAGAAUUCAUCACGGCCUUCAUGCAGAAUGGCUUACAACAAACACUCAACAGUGACUUCCAGCUACUCAUCACAGGCUAUGCCCCGACCACAUCGAUCACCAUCUCCAUGAAGAAGCCAGCACUCAGGGUGUCUCUCCAGGUGAAUGCUGGCCAGACUGCAACGGUGAUAAUCCCACCCAAUGCUGAGAUGGUAGGGGCCAAAGUCUUCGACAACACAGUCGUUGUCCAGGCUGACUAUGAUGUCUCCGUCCUCUCUCUCAACUCCAAACCCAACUCGGCCGACACCACCCCCGUCUACCCAGUGCAGAGUUUGGGAAUGGAAUAUUAUGUUGUCACGCCGACCAUGAGAAUGGAUCGCUAUGGAGAGGUUGCCAUUGUGGCCUGGGAGGGCCCCACGACAGUUGAUGUGUACCUGAAAGGGGCUGUCAUUUUCCAAGGAAAGACGCACCUCGGAGGGAGCAGGCUUACCAUCAAGCUGGAGGCAAACCAGGCUGUCCAGCUGCAGAGCCCAGUGGACAUAUCCGGCACAAAAAUCAUUUCCCAGAAGCCUGUGGCUGUCUACGUUGGACACACCUGUGUGACAAGAUCCAUCCAGUGUGACCACGUGUCUGAGCAGCUCCUGCCUGUCUCCAACUGGGGGACCACCUUCAUCGUGCCCCCGUUGUCCUUUGAGAUGCAGUCUGAUAUUGUCUAUGUCUCCACCUCCCAAGCAACUGAGGUGGAAGUUCAAGUUGGGAUGAGCAAGAGCAGUAGGGAGCUGCUAGCUGCGAAGGCUGUGCAGUACAGAAUCCCUAGCUCCAAUGCCUUAUACUUCUCCGCUAGCGCUGGGAUCCAAGUCAUCUUCUUCUGCGAUGGUGGGACCAAAGGAAACAUCAGAUACAACCCAUUCUUCAUGGCCAUCCCAGCCGUCUCAAGCUACUGCCAGUCCUAUCACAUCUACGGGCUCAAAGAGUUUGAGAACUACGCACUGAUCAUCGCCAAGACAUCGGAGUCCGCAGGGGUCACCGUCAAUAAGAGACCACUGCGCAAUGUCCUGUGGAGGCCAGUUGCAGGCACAGAAUACUCUUGGGCUGAAUACAGCCUUGGCAAAGGGUUCCAGGUCCAUAACGUGGAGCACGCCAGCUCCCCCUUCGGCCUGCUGAGCGUUGGGAUCGGAAACCAGAAGGCGUAUGGCUCCCCAGCCAUUUGUGCCAGUGAUCCAUGCAGAACAGUGAAUUGCCGGGAGAAGGAAACAUGCAGGAUUAAGAACGGCCAGGCAAUAUGCUUCCAUGACUACAUGGGAACCUGCCAGGGGUCCCUGACCUCCCAGUACUAUACCUUUGAUGGUCUGACCAUGGACAUCCAAGACACCUGCACCUAUACCAUAGCCAAGUACUGUGGCCGUGACCCCACCCUGGAGCCCUUCACCAUCAAGGAGAAGAACAGCAACACGGGGAAACAGGACAGUUCCAACCUUGGGUUGACCACCAUCCACGUCUAUGGCUACAACAUCUCCAUCUACAAGAGAGAGAGUGGAGAAGUCAGAUUAAACGACAAGAGCGUCAGCCUGCCGGUCACCCUGGAAGCUGGGAAAAUCAAGCUCUCCCAGAGCGAGAGACGUCCCACCCUGAAGACGGAUUUCGGGCUCCAGGUGGGGUAUGACAGCGACUGGGCUGUGAUCGUGACUCUCGCCAGCAGCUAUUUUGGGAGCACUUGUGGGCUGUGUGGGAACUUCAAUGGUGACAGUGACGACGAAGAGACGCUCUCCAACGGCACCAAAGCCUCUUCCGUCCUGGCCUGGGUUGGUAGCUGGAGAGUGGAGGACUCAGACCCCGCCUGCAGGGAUUCCUGCCAGGGGAAAUGUCCGGUGUGUGAGGAGAGCAAGAGGCAGCUCUACGGGGGGGACAGUCACUGCGGGGGGAUCAGCAAAGCGAUAGGAGGGCCCUUCAGAGAGUGUCACCCCAGGGUGAGCCCUGACGAGUUCUUCCACAGCUGCGUCUACAACGUGUGUCUGAAUGAGGGCGACAAGAGCAUCCUGUGCCAGGCGCUGGAGGCCUACGCGGACGCCUGCCGGGAGCACGCGGUCACUGUCUACGACUGGAGGACGCCCUCCGGCUGUGCCCUGCCCUGCCCUGAGAACAGCCACUACGAGGCCUGUGGGAACGCCUGCCCAGCCAGCUGCUCCAACCGAACUGCCCCCUCCUCCUGUCGGGAGCCCUGUGUGGAGACCUGCCAGUGUGACGACGGUUACGUCCUCAGUGCUGGCCAGUGCGUCCCUGUGGGGAGCUGCGGAUGUGACUACAAUGGCCGAUAUUACAAACCCAAGGAGGAGUUCUGGGCCGAUGAGAACUGCCGCUCUCGGUGCAGAUGUGACCCCAGCCUGGGCACGGUGGUUUGCCAGGAAACCAGCUGCAAGAGCAAUGAAAGAUGCGUCAUUGUGAACGGUGCCCACCGAUGUAAGGCAACUACCUACUCCACCUGCAUAGGUACUGGAGACCCUCACUACACCACCUUCGAUGGGAAGAAGUAUGAUUUCCAAGGCACCUGCAUCUACCAGUUCGCGGCUCUCUGCUCCGAGGACCCCACACUCACCCCGUUCAACGUCAAAGUGGAGAAUAACAACCGAGGCAGUAAGGCCGUGUCCUUCACCAAAACAGUGACCUUAGUGGUCUACAAUGUGACCAUCAGCAUGAGCCAGGAUCAUCCACGCAAGAUGCAGGUGGAUGGCGUUUUUGUGGACCUGCCCUUCUCCCACCAGCACAAGUUCAAGGCCUACAUCAGUGGCGUUCAUGGUUUCAUCAAGACCAACUUUGACCUGAGAGUGAGCUUCGACUGGUACAGCUAUGCCAGGGUCAUCAUACCCAAUACGUACGCCAACGCCGUCUGCGGCCUCUGUGGCAAUGCCAAUCAGGACCCCAGCGACGAUCUGACCAUGAAGGAUGGAACUCAGACAUCUGAUGAGAUUCAGUUCGCUGACAGCUGGAAGGUUGGUGAUGUCCCGGGGUGCUCGUCUAGUUGCACCGGGGACUGCUCAGUCUGCAGUGAGGCUCAGAAACAAACCUACAAGGGACAACAGUACUGCGGGAUCCUCACCCGACAGAACGGGCCAUUCAGACAGUGCCACGGGGCCAUUGACCCUGCUCCCUUCUUUGAUGAUUGUGUCUUUGACACCUGCCACUACAAGGGUCAUCGUGACACUCUGUGCAGCGCAAUCAGUGCCUACGUGACGGCCUGCCAGGCCAGGGGCAUCCGGAUAGGGCAGUGGAGAUCGGCCUCAUUCUGCAGCCUCACCUGUCCCCGGAACUCUCACUACGAGUUCUGUGGGAGCAGCUGUCCUGCCACCUGCCACAGUCCCUCGGCUCCGGACAGAUGCGAAGAGCCCUGUGUGGAGGGGUGUUUCUGCGAUGCCGGAUUCAUCUUCAGCGGAGACCGGUGCAUCCCCAUCACGCAAUGCGGCUGUGUGCACCAGGGCAGGUACUACCAGAAGGGAGAGGAGUUCUACACCAGCGCCUCCUGCCAGGAACGGUGCCGGUGCCAAGAAAACGGGGUCGUCAAGUGCCAGGCAGCCUCCUGCAGAGCCAGUGAGGAGUGCAGGGUGGAGAACGGAGUCCUGGGCUGCCACCCCAUGGAGUAUGGAACCUGCGUAGUCUCCGGUGACCCUCACUACGUCUCUUUUGAUGGACGGGCCUUUGACAUCCAGGGCUCCUGCGCUUACACCUUAGCCAAGGUCUGCAGCAGUGACCCCCGGCUGGUGGAAUUCUCCGUGGUGGUUGAGAACGAGAGUGCUGGCGGUGGCCGCGUGGCUCGGACGAGGGCGGUGGUGGUCUCCGUGCAUGGUUACACCAUCUCUCUGGAGAGGGGGAGGAAGUGGAAGGUGGCGGUGGGCGGGGAGCUCUACACCCUCCCACUGACUACGGAUGAUGGGAAACUUCAGAUCAACCAGGAAGGGAACAACAUCAUUGUCCAGUCUGCCUCUGGCCUCCAAGUCUUUUAUGACACUGCCUCCUACCUCCUAGUGUCCGUCCCCAGCACCUACAAGGGACACAUGUGUGGUCUGGCUGGCAAUUUCAAUGGUGACAAAAACGAUGACUUCCUGCUGCCCAAUGGAAAGAGCACCCAAAGUUUGAGCGAGUUUGUCGCCUCCUGGAAGGUGCCUGUUGAUGGUGCCAUGUGCUCCAACGGCUGCGGUGAGAAAUGCCCCACCUGUGAUGGGGCCCAGACAGCACCGUACCAGUCUGAAAGCUCCUGUGGGCUAAUCAGAGCUACCUCAGGUCCCUUCAGAGACUGUCACUCGCUGGUCACCCCGGCCAAGUACUUCAACCACUGUCUCCACGACAUGUGUGCUGCCAACGGGACGGGAGAGACCCUCUGCCAGAGCCUCCAGGCCUACGCAGCCGCGUGCCAGACAGCCGGGGCCAAGAUCAGAGCCUGGAGAACAGCCUCCUUCUGCCCCCUUGCCUGCCCGCUCAACAGCCACUAUGAACUGUGCACCAAGUCCUGUGAUUUCACCUGUGCUGGCUUGUCCGCCCCUGCUCAGUGCACCUGGAAAUGCUUCGAAGGCUGCCAGUGCAACACUGGCUACAUGUUCGAUGGGGAGGGGUGCGUGUCCAUGGACAGGUGCGGCUGCAUACACAAUGGACGCUACAUCAAGUCCAGGGAGAGUGUCAUCUCCAGUGACUGCUCAGAGAAAUGCACUUGCCACCCAUCAGGUGGGCUCAUCUGUGAGAAAAACAGCUGCCCCAUUGGAGAGAUCUGUGUGCUGAGGGAUGGAAUGCAUGGAUGCGUGAAGCAGGAAGGCCGGUGCAUAGUCUCUCUGGGUGCUUACCUCACCACCUUUGAUGGUGCCAAGGGGAAACUUCUCUACAGUGGGAUGUACAAAGUGGCCUCACUCUGUGACGAGAGCUCCCCUGCGUGGUUCAAGGUGGUGGUAGACAUCAGCGAAUGCACCAAAGACGGAAUACCAGCUGGUGCGGCCAUCUUUGUUUUUUUCCGAUACGCUCUUAUCACUGUGAACAAUAACAUGGAGACCUGGGUGAAUGGGCGCUCAGUGCAGCUCCCGGCAAAAGUCUCUGAUGCUGCGUCUGUGAUCAAGUCUCAGGGCGGCGUGGCCGUGGUCCAGGCCUCAGGGAUGCAAGUUCUGUUCAGCCCCAGUGGGGAGGUGACGCUGAGGGUGGGCGAGAGCCUGGCUAACAAGCUGUGCGCACCCUGCGGGAACUUCAAUGGCGACGUCUCCGACGACUUGCGGCUGCCCAGCGGGCAAAUCGUGGGGAACAUCGCCGAGGUCAUCGACGCCUGGAAGGCCAAGGACUUUUUAGGAUGCCACGCUUCUAACGUCGUGCGAGCUGACCUGGAAGCUCCAUUGGUCCCUGCACAUUAGACGGCGCCAGGGUGGGUUUGGCCCAGGAAUUCCCAGUACACAGAGGGCUGGAGACAGCUGGGACUCACCGCGCCGUGCGUGUGGCUGAAACCCUGGGCUGAUGUGUACACAGCUGUGUGAGGGAAUUGGGCGCGCCACUUUCCCAGCUUUGGAUAUCUCAGCCUAGACACGCACACACGCACACGCACACACGCAUUGUAUAGAGCUGUCUACCGUCAGGGUUGAAUUAUCAAAAGCAGCAUAGAGUUGCUUGAAAUUUUUUGGCCGAAACUGCAGAAUUGGUGACACCAAAACGUUCCACAAAUUUGUGUAGAUUUUUGCCAAAUUGCUCAUUAAGAAAAAAUUCCAAGCAAAAAAACAAAGGGCUUUGUCUUGAUGUUUUCAAAAUAAAAUGUUUCAAUUUUAAUUUCAAAAUUUCCUUUUAUUUUAUUUUUUAAAGAUCCCAAAGCAUUUUAAAGAGGUCAAAAUUUAAAUGAAAUGGUUCAUUUGAACCUCAAACAGUUUUUGUUCAACUUUUCAAUGAGCCAAAAAUGACAAAAAGUUGCAUUUUUGGUCCAACCCGGAACAGUUUUCCCCCCCUGACUUUUCAAAAUUGUAAAUGAACCAAAAAAAUCAAUUUUGCCCAUCCCUGUUAGGCUCACAGACUUUAAGGCCAGAAGGGACCAUCAUGAUCAUCUAGUCUGAUCUGCACAUUGCAAGCCACAGAAUCUCAUCCACCAACUCCUGCAGUAGACCCAUAACCUGUGAGUUACUGAUGUCCUUAAAUCAUGAUUUAAAGACUUCAAGUUGCAGAGAACCUACCGUUUACUCUAUUUAGUUUAAGCCAGCAAGUGACCCAUGCCCCAUGCUGCAGAGGAAAGCAAAACAACCCCAGGGUCUCUGCCAAUCUGACAUAGGGACAUAUUCCUUCCCAACCCUAAAUAUGGUGAUCAGUUAGACCAGGGCUGGGCAGAUGGCAGCACACAGGCCAGAUCCGGCCCACCAGACGUUUUAAUAUGGCCCCCGCUCCGGCUCCUAAAUGUUGGCAGCAGCCUGGAGGCUCCACUCGGCACACUACCCCUGCCCCAAGUGCUGUGCCUGCAUCUCCCAUUGGCCAGGAACCGCAGCCAAUGGGAGCUGCAGAGGCGGUGCCUGCAGAUGGGACGGCGUGCAGCGCUGCCUGGCUGCGCCUCCGUGUAGGAGCCAGAGAAGGGACAUGCCGCUGCUUCCCGGAGCUGCCUAAGAUAAGUGCCGCCUGGAGCCUGCACCCCUGAGCCUCCCCCCACGCCCCUACCCCCUGCCCCAGCCCUGAUCCCCCUCCUGCCCUCCAAACCCCUCGGUUCCAGCCCAAAGCACCCUCCUAUACCCCAAACUCCUCAUUCCCAGCCCCACCCCAGAGCCCCCCCACCAAUACCCCAUCCUCCGCCCCAGGCCAGAGCCCCCUCCCGGACCCUGAACUCCUCAUUUCUGACCCCACCCUGAAUCCCACACCCUCAACCAGAGCCCUCACCCCCUCCCACACCCCAACCCCAAUUUUGUGAGUAUUCAUAGCCCGCCGUACAAUUUCUAUUCCCAGAUGUGGCCCUUGGGCCAAAAAGUUUGCCCACCCCUGGGUUAGACCCUGAGCAUGUUGGCAAGAUCCACCAGCCAGACACCUGGGAAAGAAUUUUCUGUAAUAACUCAGAGCCCUCCCCAUGCAGUGUCCCAACGUUGGCCAUUGGGGAUAUUUGGUAAUAGCAGUCAAGCAUGGGCCAUGUACAUCACACCAUCCUCUCCAUAAACUUAUCAAGCUCAGGCUUGAAACCAGUUCAGAUUUUUGCCCCCACUGCUCCCCUUGGGAGGCUGUUCCAGAACUUCUCUCUUCUGAUAGUUAGAAACCUUUGUCUAAUUUCGAGCCUAAACUUGCUGAUGGCCAGUUUAUAUCCCUUUGUUCUUGUGUCCACCUUUUCCCUUAACUGAAAUACUAUUAGCACCCAGCACAAUCAGGUGUGGGGACAUGCUUCCCCGUGGCUCCUUUGCAAAUUCUACCCUGAACGGUUGAAAUGCUGCUUUCUCGUUGUCCAUUUCCAGCCAGCCCUGCUGAUUUGGGGAUAAAGCAAUAAACGUUUUUAUAAACUUU
Chelonia mydas (Green sea turtle) is the source of this 7684-nucleotide messenger RNA. Its product is annotated as IgGFc-binding protein. Bases 91 to 5586 code for a protein of 1831 amino acids. The transcript has 13 exons. Gene Ontology annotation, molecular function: protein binding. The record is from RefSeq and is a predicted model, not a curated record. NCBI's taxonomy places the organism in Eukaryota, Metazoa, Chordata, Testudines, Cheloniidae.